UCUGACUCUGUCGCUACACCCCUCUCUCACUCUCUCUCGAUCUCUCUCUCCAGCCACGGCAGUCGGCGGAUUGAGCUGCGCGCUGCUACUCUCCCGGAGUCCGGAGCCAGUCAGCGUUUAUCCGUACACUUCCAACGCGGGUGUGCUAGCCAAGGAGCGUGCGAAAAAGGCGAAGAACGUACAGCUGGCCAAGCAGGGAGAAAGAGAGAAAAACAACAACAUUAAAAACACGGAAUCGUUUGUGUAGCCUAUUUGGAGCCGGACUGGACAGUCACCCUCUGGUGUAAUAAUUCCGAUUUUGUUCUUCCGAGAGGGGGGGGAAAUUGGACUGGUAACACGGGCAGGCUUUUCUGUAUACACAAAUGCAUACAUUUAAAUUCUCCCUUCAGUUUAAUUAAGUUGUUACAAGUAACGUUGGCAUUUUCUCGAUAAAGCCUCGAGCACCAUUACAGCUGAAGGGAAACGGCUUAAAAAACUGCUAAUUGUUUUUAUUAUACUCUACAGAAAAUUUCGCUUUCUGUGCAAUGCCAAAGUGUUCCAGUUAGAAAACAGAUACAGCGGAAACAAACACGAAUUGUUUGUAAAUCUCAGAAGGACAGAACUCCGCUUAUGUUUUUGCAAAUGCUGCAGCAAACAAAAAUACAUUUUUUCGCGGAUAUUUCUCUUCCACAAAGGAAGUUCCUGCUCUACUGAGAUUUGAUUGUGGGUUUUCUUACGGCCGUGUACGUCCGCACUAGCAACCAGUUUACAAAAGACGUUGCCCUUCUGCAUUGACUGAGUACAAGGAGACGGAACGGGAAUCCUCGUUUUUUCACCACUGAAAAAACGAGACCUUGGAUUAAAAACGGACAAUUAAAUACACUAAUUUAAAGACCGAAAAAGUGAAAACAUCCCGUCUUCAGUGGGCGUCAUGCACGACACAGCCUGAAGUACUGGUCCAUCAUCAUCGACGGAGCAAGUUUAAAUCCGGAGGUGGCCGCCCGAUGAACAUGACUGCGGGUCAUUGCUGAAGGGAGUCCCCGCCGCUGGAGUAACAUGCCCCUAGCUGUCCGGCUCUCAUUUCGGGAAACCCAUCACGGCUAACCCGGGCUCUGGCGUCGGACCGCUAGCAGGGGAGAUAACCUGAUAAACAAACAAAUAAAUAGAUAAGCUCAAAAAAACUGAAAUACAAAAUUCCUGUCGGGGAGCGGCUGAACUGAAGGUGUUAAAUCGUUAAGACGGCAGACAACGUGGAGAGGGAAUUGAAAGUAGAAUACCUGUACCCUUACUCUUGACCCCACAGACUCCCUAGCUGUAUCUAGUAGUAAAUAGUGUUUCAGUUCUGUUAUUAUUAUUAUUUUUUAAACAAACAAUUUACGAGUGCGCGUUUUAAUCCGUUAGUUAGCGAAGAAAGGGGACUGAUCUGACAAAAAAAAAUCAAAAGUAAAACAGCCGAUAGCACGAUGGCUAACAACGCCGCCGACCACCCGACGGGGAACUCCGUCGCCGAGGGCAACCACGAGGGGGACUUCGGCUGCACGGUGAUGAACCUGCGGGAGCUGAUGGAGCUGAGGAGCGGGGAGGCCGUCGCCAAGAUCCGCGACGACUACGGCGACGUGCAGGGCCUCUGCCGCCGCCUGAAGACCUCGCCCAUCGAAGGACUCUCUGGCAACCCAGUGGACUUGGAGAAGCGUCACGGCGCAUUCGGGAAGAACUUCAUCCCGCCCAAGAAGGCCAAGACCUUCCUGCAGCUAGUAUGGGAGGCCCUUCAGGACGUCACCCUCAUCAUCCUGGAAGUGGCUGCCAUCAUCUCCCUGGGGCUGUCCUUUUAUCACCCACCAGGGGGCGACAGCCAGAUGUGUGGUCAGGCUGCGGCCGGCGCGGAGGACGAAGGCGAGGCCCAGGCCGGCUGGAUCGAGGGCGCCGCCAUCCUCUUCUCCGUGAUCAUCGUGGUGCUGGUGACGGCCUUCAACGACUGGAGCAAGGAGAAGCAGUUCCGCGGGCUGCAGAGCCGCAUCGAGCAGGAGCAGAAGUUCACCGUCAUCCGCAAGGGCCAGGUCAUCCAGAUCCCCGUGGCCGAGAUCGUGGUGGGGGACAUCGCCCAGAUCAAAUACGGUGACCUGCUGCCCACCGACGGCAUCCUGAUCCAGGGCAACGACCUGAAGAUCGACGAGAGCUCCCUGACGGGGGAGUCGGACCACGUCAAGAAGUCCCUGGAGAAGGACCCCAUGCUGCUGUCCGGUACCCACGUGAUGGAAGGUUCCGGAAGGAUGUUGGUCUCCGCGGUCGGCCUCAACUCUCAGACGGGAAUCAUCUUCACCUUGCUAGGCGCCGGCGGCGAGGAGGAGGAGAAGAAGGUGAAAAAAGGUAAAAAACAAGGAGCCCCAGAGAAUCGGAACAAAGCCAAGACCCAGGACGGCGUGGCCCUGGAGAUCCAGCCGCUGAAGAGCGAAGAGGGCGUGGAGUCGGAGGAGAAGGAGGAGAAGGAGGAGAAGCCCGUCAAGAAGGUCAACGUCACCAAGAAGGAGAAGUCGGUCCUGCAGGGCAAGCUGACGAGGCUGGCCGUGCAGAUCGGGAAAGCAGGCCUGAUCAUGUCCGCCGUGACCGUCAUCAUCCUCAUCCUGUACUUCGUCAUCGACACGUUCGGGGUGCAGAAGCGGCCCUGGCUGAAGGAGUGCACCCCGAUCUACAUCCAGUACUUCGUCAAGUUCUUCAUCAUCGGCGUGACGGUGCUGGUGGUGGCGGUGCCGGAGGGCCUUCCCCUGGCCGUCACCAUCUCGCUGGCCUACUCUGUGAAGAAAAUGAUGAAAGACAACAACCUGGUGCGGCACUUGGACGCCUGCGAGACCAUGGGCAACGCCACGGCCAUCUGCUCCGACAAGACGGGCACGCUCACCAUGAACCGCAUGACGGUGGUGCAGGCGUACGUGGGCGACACCCACUACCGCACCGUGCCCGAGCCGGACGCCCUGUGCCCCUCCACGCUCGAGCUCAUGGUCAACAGCAUCGCCGUCAACUCGGCCUACACCACCAAGAUCCUGCCGCCGGAGAGAGAGGGGGGCCUGCCCCGCCACGUGGGGAACAAGACGGAGUGCUCCCUCCUGGGCCUGGUGCUGGAGCUGAAGCGGGACUACCAGCCCGUGCGGGACGAGGUGCCCGAGGAGAAGCUCUACAAGGUGUACACCUUCAACUCCUCCCGCAAGAGCAUGAGCACGGUGCUGAAGAACCCGGACGGGUCCUACCGCAUGUACAGCAAGGGCGCCUCCGAGAUCGUCCUGCGCAAGUGCUCCCGCAUCCUGGACGGGUCGGGGCAGGCCCGGGUCUUCCACCCCAAGGACCGGGACGAGAUGGUGCACAAGGUGAUCGAGCCCAUGGCCUGCGAGGGGCUGCGCACCAUCUGCCUGGCGUACCGCGACUUCCCCGCCUCGCCGGAGCCCGACUGGGACCAGGAGAACGACAUCCUGUCCGAGCUCACCUGCCUCGCCGUGGUGGGCAUCGAGGACCCGGUCCGGCCGGAGGUACCGGAGGCCAUUUCCAAGUGCCAGAGGGCGGGCAUCACCGUGAGGAUGGUGACCGGCGACAACAUCAACACGGCCCGCGCCAUCGCCACCAAGUGCGGGAUCCUCCUUCCCGGGGAGGACUUCCUGUGCAUGGAGGGGAAGGAGUUCAACCGCCACAUCCGCAAUGACAUGGGAGAGGUGGAGCAGGAGCGCCUGGACAAGGUCUGGCCCAAACUACGGGUGUUGGCCCGAUCUUCCCCCACCGACAAGCACACGCUGGUCAAAGGAAUCAUCGACAGCACCGUCGGGGAAACGAGGCAAGUGGUCGCCGUGACGGGGGACGGAACCAACGACGGACCUGCGCUCAAAAAGGCCGACGUGGGAUUCGCUAUGGGCAUCGCUGGCACGGACGUGGCCAAGGAGGCGUCGGACAUCAUCCUGACGGACGACAACUUCACCAGCAUCGUCAAGGCGGUCAUGUGGGGUCGCAACGUCUACGACAGCAUCUCCAAGUUCCUGCAGUUCCAGCUGACGGUGAACGUCGUGGCGGUCAUCGUGGCCUUCACCGGAGCCUGCAUCACCCAGGACUCCCCCCUGAAGGCGGUGCAGAUGCUGUGGGUGAACCUGAUCAUGGACACCCUGGCCUCGCUGGCCCUGGCGACCGAGCCCCCGACCGAGUCGCUGCUGCUCCGCAGGCCCUACGGCCGCAACAAGCCGCUCAUCUCCCGCACCAUGAUGAAGAACAUCCUGGGCCACGCCGUCUACCAGCUCACCAUCAUCUUCACGCUGCUCUUCGCUGGGGAGAACUUCUUCGACAUCGACAGCGGCCGCAACGCCCCCCUGCACUCGCCGCCCUCCGAGCACUACACCAUCGUCUUCAACGUCUUCGUCAUGAUGCAGCUCUUCAACGAGAUCAACGCCCGCAAGAUCCACGGCGAGAGGAACGUCUUCGAGGGCGUCUACCGCAACCCCAUCUUCUGCAGCGUGGUCCUCGGCACCUUCGCCCUUCAGAUCAUUAUUGUGCAGUUUGGAGGGAAGCCUUUCUCCUGCACCGCCCUCACCAUCGACCAAUGGCUGUGGUGCAUCUUUAUUGGUGUGGGGGAGCUGCUCUGGGGACAGCUCAUCUCGGCCGUUCCCACGCACCGGCUGAAGUUCCUGAAGGAGGCGGGCCACGGGGGCACCAAGGAGGAGAUCCACGACGAGGAGAUGGUGGGAGGCGUGGACGAGAUCGACCACGCCGAAAUGGAGCUCCGCAGGGGCCAGAUCCUCUGGUUCCGUGGGCUGAACCGCAUCCAGACUCAGAUGGACGUUGUUUAUACAUUCCAGACGGGCCAGACCGCCGUCCCCGGGGCCCUGCGUCGGCAGCCCUCGGUGGUCAGCCAGCACAACGACAUUAAAGUGGUCAACGCGUUCCGCAGCUCUCUGUACGAGGGGCUGGAGAAGCCGGAAUCCCGAAGCUCCAUCCACAACUUUAUGUCCCAUCCCGAAUUCGGCCCCAUGUCCGACGAAGAAGAGGCUAGGAUCCCCACGAUAGAGGAGAACGGCGUCGAGAUCGAGACCCACCCCGAGCCCUCCAAAGGCCCCGUCGGGGGGUCGGGGGGGGCCUCUACCUCGGGGGCCGGGGCACCCCCCGGGAACCCCCUCCACAGCCAGGAGACCUCGGUCUGAUGACCCCGCCCCAAACGCACACACGCACGCACACACACAGAGACACAGACACGCGCACACAGACACGCGCACACACACUAACACACACACACGCACGCGCACACACACAGAGACACAGACACGCGCACACACUCACACACACACACACACACACACACACACGCACACACACACACACACAGACAGAGACACCCACACACGCAGACACACACUCACACACACACACACACACGCACACACACACACACACACACCCACACACACACACCCCUGGCCCCUCUGGUGGACUCACGGACGCUCCAACGCAGUAUGAGGUGCAGCCGUUCUCUCGGAAGCUGUUUGAGGUGCGCCUCCGCCUCUCCCGCACCUUUCCCCGACCCCCCCCCACCCCCCCCCAACCCCCACCUGCCCCCCCCACCCACCCACCCCCCACCUCGGCUUGUGUGUGCUGAAUGUACGUUGCAGCCGCAAGACACACAAUCUAACGCACGGGCGGGGCCACAAGGGUCCCAACCCCCCCACCCCAACCCCCCCGCAUCGCAGAGACCGUACCCUUGCCUUCUGUCACUUUGUGAACGCCAUCUCCUAUAUUUAUUUUCUUAUGUUCAUUUCUGUUUAUUAUUCUGUUGCUUUUGUUCUUUUUAAAAAAAAAAAAAACAAAUUUUAACAUCUAGAAUUGAAAUGUGUUUUUUUUUUUAAAUACGAUUGCGCUCACAUAUGUACUGUUGGCAUACAUGCACACAGAACCAGAAAACAAGUACAUUUGUUAUGUACAUGUGUAUAUUGUGCAUAUGACCUCAAUCGUAACACUGAAUUGGCUAAUUGUUGUAAAGCUUAUUCAACUCAAAUUACUAAGAUAUUAUUUUGACCAUUUUUUUCCACAUAGUAUAGUGAAUGUAAAUUGUGACUGGCUUCAGAGUUUCUUUUUCCUGAAUAUAAUGUUUAAAAUGAAUCAAAUGCAUAGCAGGUCUUUUCUUUUUCGUGCUAUUUUUUCCAGAAGGUUCUUAAAAUAGUUUUUGUUUUUUGUUUUUUGUUUUUUUUCCUGGUAAUUUGUAUGCACGUUUUCAGAAGGACAUCGCUUAGGCUGCUGCACUAUUCCAGUGAAUUGUUUAUGCACUGAAAAGAAAAGCGUUGAAUUGCCAGACCAUGCUGGUGCCGAUGCAUUAAAGAUCGCCCCCUUUCUGCGGCUAAAGGUAA
Anguilla rostrata (American eel) is the source of this 6344-nucleotide messenger RNA. RefSeq names its product ATPase plasma membrane Ca2+ transporting 4 (gene atp2b4). NCBI's taxonomy places the organism in Eukaryota, Metazoa, Chordata, Actinopteri, Anguilliformes, Anguillidae. Bases 1443 to 5147 code for a protein of 1234 amino acids. The record is from RefSeq and is a predicted model, not a curated record. The transcript is spliced from 22 exons. Gene Ontology annotation, cellular component: plasma membrane; intracellular membrane-bounded organelle. Gene Ontology annotation, molecular function: P-type calcium transporter activity; PDZ domain binding; ATP binding. Gene Ontology annotation, biological process: calcium ion transmembrane transport; regulation of cytosolic calcium ion concentration.